Molecule: messenger RNA, 4804 nt
Organism: Chiroxiphia lanceolata (lance-tailed manakin)
Lineage: Eukaryota; Metazoa; Chordata; Aves; Passeriformes; Pipridae
Gene: MED1
Product: mediator complex subunit 1
Biological process (GO): cellular response to thyroid hormone stimulus; regulation of transcription by RNA polymerase II
Cellular component (GO): mediator complex
Molecular function (GO): nuclear thyroid hormone receptor binding; nuclear vitamin D receptor binding; nuclear retinoic acid receptor binding
Source: RefSeq, a predicted model, not a curated record
GCGCAGGGCCCCCCGGCCGCCACACCGGCCCCGGCCCCGGCCACGACACCGGCACCAGCACCCAGACAUGAAGGCGGCGCCGGGCAGCGCCGAGGAGGCGGAGAAGCUGAACAAGAUGAGCUCCCUCCUGGAGAGGCUCCACGCCAAGUACAGCCAGAACAGGCCCUGGACAGAGACCAUGAAGCUGGUCCGGCAGGUCAUGGAAAAGCGAGUUGUGCUGAACUCGGGGGGGCACCAGCACCUGGUGAGCUGCUUGGAGACACUGCAGAAGGCCCUGAAAGUCUCGUCCCUGCCUGCCAUGACAGACCGCCUGGAGUCCAUCGCCAGGCAGAGCGGCCUGGGGUCCCACCUGAGCGCCAACGGCACCGAGUGCUACAUCACCUCGGACAUGUUCUACGUGGAAGUGCAGCUGGAUCCCACCGGGCUGCUCUGUGAUGUCAAGGUGGCCCACCAUGGAGAGAACCCCGUGAGCUGUCCAGAACUGGUGCAGCACCUGAGAGAGAAGAACUUUGAUGAGUUUUCUAAACAUCUGAGGGGGCUCGUGAACCUGUACAAGCUGCCAGGAGAGAACAAACUUAAAACUAAAAUGUACUUGGCUCUGCAGUCCCUGGAGUUGGAUCUCCAAAAGAUGGCUGGGAUGUACUGGCAAGCCACCAAUGCCAACCCCCUCGACAAGAUUCUCCAUGGCAGUGUUGGUUAUCUCACCCCCAGGAGUGGAGGUCUGCUGAUGAACCUCAAAUAUUACGUGUCCCCCUACGAUUUAUUUGAGGACGGCACCGGAGCCCCCGUGAUCCUGCACGAGAACAAUGUUCCUCGCUCGCUGGGUAUGAACGUGGCCGUGACAGUCGAGGGCACCAUGACCAUGCACAAGCUUCCCAUUGCUCCCCUGAUCAUGGGCUCCCACCCCGUGGACAGCAAAGGGACCCCGUCCUUCUCCUCCAUCACCAGUGCCAACAGCGUGGAUUUACCGGCCUGUUUCUUCCUGAAGUUCCCGCGUCCCAUCCCGGUGUCUCGAGCUUUCAUUCAGAAACUUCAGAGCUGCACAGGGAUCCCGCUGUUUGACACCCCACCCACGUUUGUUCCCCUGUACGAGCUGAUCACGCAGUUUGAGCUCUCCAAGGAGGCCGAUCCCCUGCCCUUGAACCACAACAUGCGCUUCUACGCCGCUCUUCCAGGGCAGCAGCACUGUUACUUCCUGAACAAGGACGCCCCUCUCCCGGAUGGAAGGAGCCUCCAGGGCACUCUGAUCAGUAAAAUCGCCUUCCAGCACCCGGGCAGGGUUCCCCUCAUCCUCAACCUCAUCAGGCACCAGGUGGCCUACAACACCCUCAUCGGCAGCUGCGUCAAGAGGACAGUCCUCAAGGAAGAUUCUCCCGGGAUCCUGCAGUUUGAGGUUUGCCCUCUCUCCGACUCCUGUUUCAGUGUCUCCUUCCAGCACCCCGUGAACGACUCCCUGGUGUGUGUGGUGAUGGAUGUGCAGGACUCCACCCACGUGAACUGUAAGCUGUACAAGGGGCUGUCUGAUGCCCUUAUCUGUACAGAUGAUUUCAUUGCCAAAGUUGUUCAAAGGUGCAUGUCCAUCCCUGUGACCAUGAGGGCGAUCCGUAGGAAAGCAGAAACCAUUCAAGCUGACACCCCAGCCCUGUCCCUCAUUGCAGAGACAGUGGAAGACAUGGUGAAGAAAAACCUGCCCCCCGCCAGCAGCCCAGGGUAUGGCAUGACCACAGGCAGCAACCCAAUGAGCGGGACCACCACCCCAACCAACACUUUUCCUGGGGGGCCCAUCACUACUUUGUUUAACAUGAGCAUAAGCAUGAAAGAGAGGCAUGACUCGGUGGGCCAUGGGGAGGACUUCAGCAAAGUGUCUCAGAACCCUAUUCUCACUAGUUUGUUGCAGAUCACAGGGAAUGUGGGGUCAACCCUUGGCUCAAGUCCGACCCCCCCCCACCACACACCACCACCAGUAUCCUCACCAGCCAGCAACACCAAGAACCACCCCAUGCUCAUGAACCUCCUUAAGGAGAAUCCCCCUCAGGAUUUCUCCACCCUGUAUGGGAGCAGCCCCCUGGAAAGGCAGAACUCUUCCUCUGGCUCCCCCAGGAUGGAGAUGGGCCCCGGGGGGAAUAAGCAAAAGAAAAAAAAAUCCCGCGUGCCGGCCGACAAGCCCAAGCACCAGACUGAGGACGAUUUCCAGAGGGAGCUCUUCUCCAUGGACGUUGACUCCCAGAACCAUUUUGACGUGAACAUGACCGCAGACACCCUGGACACCCCCCACAUUACUCCAGCCCCCAGCCAGUGCAGCACUCCUCCCGCCACCUACCCCCAGGCGCUGCCCCACGCCCAGCCCAGCAUCCAGAGGAUGGUCCGUCUGUCCAGCUCCGACAGCAUCGGGGCCGACGUCACCGACAUCCUCUCCGACAUAGCGGAGGAGGCCUCCAAGCUGCCCCCCAGCACCGAGGACUGCCCACCCAUGGGGACUCCGGUCCGAGACUCCUCUAGUUCAGGACAUUCACAAAGUGCCCUCUUUGACCCCGACGUGUUUCAGGCCAACAGCAGUGAGAACCCCUACACAGACCCCGCAGACCUGAUCGCUGACGCCGCUGUGAGCCCCAACAGCGACUCCUCCAACCAUUUCUUCCCGGACGGAGUAGAUUUCAACCCUGACUUGCUCAACAGUCAGAGCCAGAGUGGUUUUGGGGAGGAGUACUUUGAUGAGAGCAGUCAGAGUGGAGACACUGAUGAUUUCAAGGGCUAUGCAUCCCAGGCUCUAACUAACUUAGGGGUGCAGGUCCUGGGGGCUGACGGGGGGGAAAAUAAAUUUAAGGGGAGCAAUCCAUCGGACACGGUGGAUUUCAGUAUUAUUGCAGCUGCCAGCAAAGCUCUGGGCUCCUCGGACAUCAUGGAGCACCACAGUGGAGGUCAGAGCCCCUUGCUGAACACAGGGGAUCUGGGAAAGGAGAAGUCUCAGAAACGGGUAAAGGAAGGCAAUGGGUCUGGAAGUGCCAUGGCAGGGGCAGGGAUAGACGGGAAGCCAGGGAAGCGCAGCCGGACACCAUCCAGCGAUGGGAAAAGUAAGGAGAAGCUUCCCAAGCGGAAGAAGCAGGAGACAGAUGGGAAAUCUCCAUCUCACAGCUCAUCAAACAGGCCCUUCACACCGCCGGCCAGCACAGGUGGGUCCAAAUCUCCAGGGAGUUCAGGCAGAUCUCAGACUCCUCCCGGGGUGGCCACUCCCCCUAUUCCAAAAAUAACCAUCCAGAUCCCCAAAGGAACAGUGACUGUUGGCAAACCAUCGUCGCACGGCCAGUACACGAGCAGUGGUUCUGUCACCUCCUCCAGCAGCAAAAGCCAUCACAGCCAUUCUUCCUCCUCCUCCUCUUCUUCCUCCUCUUCAACCUCAGGCAAAAUUAAAAGCAAAUCAGAAGGGUCUUCUGGCUCAAAGAUGAGCAGCAGCCUCUACUCCGGCCAGGGCAGCUCCGGGUCGGGUCAGUCCAAGGGCUCCCAGUCGGUGGGAAAGCCGGGAUCCUCCCCCAUCACCAAGCACGGCCUCAGCACCGGCUCUGGCAGCACCAAGAUGAAACCUCAAGGAAAGCCAUCGUCGCUCAUGAACCCUUCCAUGAGCAAACCCAACAUCUCCCCGUCCCACUCGCGGCCCUCGGGGGGUCUGACAACUUGCCUCUCCAUGAAGCCCGUCCCAGGCACUCCCCCGUCGUCUAAAGCGAAGUCCCCCAUCAGUUCAGGCUCUGGUGGGUCCCAUAUGUCCGGGACUGGGUCAGGCUCGAGCAUGAAAUCCUCUUCAGGAAUGGGAUCCUCUGGGUCCAUGUCGCAGAAAACCCCUCCCUCGUCAAAUUCCUCCACGGCAUCUUCCUCUUCCUUUUCGUCCAGCGGGUCUUCCAUGUCCUCCUCCCAGAACCAGCAUGGAAGUUCCAAGGGCAAGUCUCCGAGCAGGAACAAGAAGCCCUCCCUGACUGCAGUCAUAGACAAGCUGAAGCACGGGGUGGUCACCAGUGGGCCCGGCGGGGACGACCCCAUGGAGACGAUGGGGCCCAGCUCCAAUUCCUCAGGCCAUGCCAUGUCCUCCAAACACAACAUGUCCGGGGGGAGUUCCAGGGCAAACGGGAGAAGAGCGACAAGUGAGAAAUCCAAGGUCUCUGUUUCCGGAGGGUCCGGCGACUCCUCCAAGAAGAACUCGGAUUCCAAAAGCGUCGGGAGCACCGGGGUGGCCAAAAUCAUCAUCAGCAAACACGACGGCGGCUCCCCCAGCAUCAAGGCCAAAGUCCCCUGCAGAAAACCCGGGGAGGGCGGCGGGGACGGGCUCAGGCCCCAGAUGGCCUCGUCCAAAAGCUACGGGUCCCCCCUGAUCAGCGGGUCCACCCCGAAGCACGAGCGCUGCUCCCCCAGCCACAGCAAGUCCCCGGCCUACACCCCCAGAACAUCGACAGCGGAGGCGAGUCCGGCUCCUCCAUCGCCGAGGAAGUCCUACCAGAACAGCCCCAGCUCCUACGACGGCAUCCGGCCCCUGCCCGAUUACAGCGCCGAGAAGCACAAGAAGCACAAAAAGGAGAAGAAGAAAGUGAAGGACAAAGACCGGGACAGAGAGCGGGACCGGGACAAGGACAGGGACAAGAAGAAGUCCCACGGGAUGAAGCCGGAGAGCUGGUCCAAGUCCCCGAUCUCGGCGGAGCAGCCGCUCUCCAUGGCCGGCAGCGCCAUCCUGGCGGCCGAGAGGCCGUCCCGGGCCAGCCCCGAGUUCCUCAUCGGGGAGGAGGAUGAUGAUCUCAUGGAUGUGGCUCUAAUUGGCAAUUAG